Messenger RNA from Plasmodium vivax (malaria parasite P. vivax), 1125 nucleotides. RefSeq lists its product as hypothetical. Lineage: Eukaryota; Apicomplexa; Aconoidasida; Haemosporida; Plasmodiidae. The coding region runs from base 1 to 1125 and encodes 374 amino acids. The transcript has a single exon. The record is from RefSeq and is a predicted model, not a curated record.
AUGCUCAAGAAAUACAUCGUCGUCAUAUACGCUAACCUACUGCUAAAAACUGCAUUUAACUCGAGCCCAUUUGGUGCGCUUGCCCUGGCCAUACAAACAGACCGGGAACCGUCAAAUACAAGGGAAGAAAUUAUUUCAGUUAACUACGAAUCCGAAGAACAAGAUCCAAGCGAAGCGUUUGACUACAUAGAAAUAGUAGAAUACACUGACGGUGGAAAUGUAGCAAGUGUAGCAAAUGACAGGUAUGACAACGAACAAGAUGUGGAACUGCAAAUCUUAAAUAAAAGUGUCAGAAGUGAGGAAGAAAGGGGGACACAAAAGAAGGAGAAAGAAGAAAAAGAUGUGGAAGAAGUGGAAGAAGUGGAAGAAGUGGAAGUAGUGGAAGAGGAAUACGAUGACGAUGAAGACUCCGAAAAAGAUGAAGAAAAAGAGUCUGAGGCCGAAAGCGAUGAAAACGAAAUGAGUGGCGAAUAUAUAGUACAAGAAGUGAACGAUGAUGUAAUAGUUGUGCAGGAAAAUAUAAACAGCAUUGACGAAUUGGAAGAUUCACUUGACUCCUAUAGAUCUCUCUAUUCAAUUUUCUUCGUCGAAUUUGAGACAACAGAAACGUACUUAAAUAAAAUUAUUAACUGUGCCACAGAUGAAGAAAAAAAUGAACUCUUAGAGGACCACAUUGGUAUUUUACAAGAAAUGUAUGAAAAUAACAAAAAACAUGAUAACUAUAGAUUACCCUUCGAGCUACGAGAUUCCAUGGCACUCCGAAUAAGUGACCGCCUUAGAGACUACUGCUUUUCCGAGCCCCUAACAGAUUCUUACGUGUUAACAUUAAAGUCUAUCUUUUCACUGGAGUUAGAAGUUUUCAAAGGACUCUUUUAUUACGUAAAACAUAAAAGCACCUAUAGUGAAAAAAAGGAAGUUAUAAACGACUUAGAAUUAAUAAAAUUCUAUCACGAAGAAUUAGUUACCGAUAAUGGCUUGUUCCUCACAGACGAACAGCUAGACAAUGCAGCAAUGAGGGUCUCCAACUUCGUCAACGACAUCUAUUUUCUCUGCUUCUCAAAUUGUCAAGAUAUGCUUAUAUUCUGUCAAAUAAGGGAAGCAAACGACGCAAACAUUACGAUGUGA